This is a messenger RNA of Ceraceosorus guamensis, 1902 nucleotides long. RefSeq names its product P-loop containing nucleoside triphosphate hydrolase protein. Gene Ontology annotation, molecular function: ATP hydrolysis activity; ATP binding; ABC-type oligopeptide transporter activity. The record is from RefSeq and is a predicted model, not a curated record. The annotation marks the transcript as partial. Gene Ontology annotation, cellular component: membrane. The transcript has 2 exons. Gene Ontology annotation, biological process: transmembrane transport. Lineage: Eukaryota; Fungi; Basidiomycota; Exobasidiomycetes; Ceraceosorales; Ceraceosoraceae.
CGAUUGCUGGCAGCUGCUUCUCAAUCAGCGGCCAAAGGAGCAGGAACAAGUCAAGGUGCGGAUAAUACGCCCCCGCCCACCUUUCCCGAUAUUCGGAGAUUAUUCUCGCUGGCAGCAUCCGAAAAGAGCCGAAUUGUCCUCGCCUUGGCUCUUCUGGUCAUCAGCAGCGCUGUAUCGCUAUCUGUGCCCUUCGCCAUCGGCAAGGUUAUCGAUUUCUUCACCAAUGGUGAAUCUUCACUCCUCGGUCUCAGCUUCUCUAGCGUCGCUGCGCUACUUCUCGUAAUCUUUACCGUUGGCGCGAUCGCAAAAGCGGGCAGCAACAUCAUGCUGGAGCUGGCUGGUGUCAGAAUCGUGCAGAACAUGCGCGAAAAGGCCUACGCUACAGCGCUCCGGCAAGAGGUCGAGUGGGCUGAUCGAAGCUCGGGAGACGUGGUGAGCAGGCUUAAUGUCGACACUACGAUUCUUGGCGAUGCGAUCACGUCUGACAUCGGAGACGGCUUGCGAGCCGGUGUGACGGUCAUCUUUGCAGGCACGGCCAUGUUCUGGAUCUCUACCAAGCUCACCUUACUCAUGCUGGCCGUGGUACCGCCAGCUGCAAUCGGAGCAGUCUUUUACGGCCGCUAUCUGCGAGACUUGACGAACAAGACGCAGGAAGCUGUAGGAGGCAUGACCAAGGUGGCAGAAGAGAGAUUGGUGGGACCCGCUUUCCGAACGGUGACUGCAUUUGGCACGCAAGUCGAGGAGACCCAGCGCUUUGCCAAGAAAGUGCGCGAAAUUGUUGCGCUCGAGACCAAGGAAGCCUACGCCUCGGGCAUCUUCUAUGGAGGCACGGGUCUCGUUGGAAAUUGCGCCAUCCUCACGCUCCUCACAGUGGGCGGUUCUCUCGUGGCGAGGGGACAAAUCACUGUUGGAGAUCUGACCAGCUUGCUGAUGUACACUGCCUAUUUAGGAGGCGGUCUCGCCAGCUUGACCCACUUUUUCGCGUCUCUUAUGCGCGGUGUCGGAGCAGGUGCUAGAGUUUUCCAGCUCGUGGAUCGCGUGCCCGAACAGAUCAGGCUCGAAGAAGGGGAGAAGACGCUGCCUGCUCGAGGAGCCAUUGCCUUUGAGGACGUGCACUUUGCGUACCCUUCGAGACCUCAACAAAGCAUCCUCAACGGCGUCUCGCUGACCAUUCGACCUGGUGAAUCAGUCGCUCUGGUUGGAGGGUCCGGGGUCGGCAAAUCGAGCGUGCACGCUCUGCUGCUCAGAUACUACGAUCCCGACUCGGGAAGCAUCACGAUCGGAGGCAAGGAUAUCCGAGACGUCGAUCCGCAAAGUCUGCGUUCUCUGAUCGGCACUGUAUCGCAAGAGCCAACCAUCUUUGAAGGCACCAUUGCCGAAAACAUCUCGUACGGUACUCCAAAUGCCAGCAGAGAACGAAUUGAGGAAGCGGCACGCCUGGCGAAUUGCACGGACUUUAUCGCUUCGCUACCACAAGGCUUGGACACGCACAUUGGGCCACGCCAACUCAGCGGAGGACAACGACAACGAAUAGCCAUUGCGCGCGCACUGAUCCGCAAACCUAGCAUCCUGCUGAUGGACGAAGCGACAUCUGCGCUGGAUUCCGCUUCCGAGUAUCUCGUCAACCGAGCCAUCGAGUCCAUCAUUGCGCAAGGCGAAAUCACGGUCUGGAUCGUCGCGCAUAGGCUAAGCACCAUCAAGUCUGCAGGCACAAUUCUUGUGCUGGACGGAGGACGCGUCGUCGAGUCCGGUCCUUUCAACCAGCUGGACAGACCAGGCUCUAGGUUCCGUGCGCUCAUGGCUACCCAGCUCCAGAGUGGCAGCACGACUUUGGAUGGGCCAGCGUCGUCGCUGUCGCCGUCGGCUAACAGUGGGUCCGACUUGCAUACGGUGCGUGCUUGA